This is a messenger RNA of Nematostella vectensis (starlet sea anemone), 983 nucleotides long. RefSeq lists its product as uncharacterized. The record is from RefSeq and is a predicted model, not a curated record. Bases 189 to 665 code for a protein of 158 amino acids. The transcript has 5 exons. NCBI's taxonomy places the organism in Eukaryota, Metazoa, Cnidaria, Anthozoa, Actiniaria, Edwardsiidae.
CUGUGUUUGUGUUAUUGUAGCCACCAGUCUCACUCGAUAUUACCUGUCUCCGGCCGCAAUUAUGUCAUCUUAGCGCUAGUCUCGCGAGAACGAAACACAAAAACCCUCAAGAAAUCGGACAUCUCGCCUUUCCUGAAUCCCAGAAGGUGGCCGGAUGGACCUUUUGUAGCAAUGAGCGAUUGAGAAGAAUGAACGGUCAAACUUUGAUUGUUGUGUCGUUGUUUUCAUUCACCCUCUUCUUUGCAGUUUUUGCCCACAAUGUGGUGGACCAGGUGGACCAGAAGAGGAACGUCAGGGAAUACAAUAUGCUGAAAGAACUUCUUGGGAAGCCAAAAGGAAAUCCUGUUGCAGCAGAAGCCGUAAAAGGCAUAAAAACGACGACGCGACUACAUAAACUCUGCCCUGGCAAGAAACCCGUCCACAGAGUUAACCUGAGUAAGGAAUGGAGCGAGGACGCCACAGCUUACGAUAAGGUCAUCUGCGGGCUGUACACCAUGAAAGACGAGUACAAAAAACGCGAGCGUCACGUCGCGCAGAUUCUCGCCGGCAAACACAAGGACAAACCUCUAGAGGAACAAAAAAAAUAUCUGAUUGAAGCCGUUAACAAAAUGGCCAAGGCGGCCGGUCCACUUCCUCGAUUGAUCUUCCCUCGUGAAGGCAGAUAGUGCAAGUUUGUCCAUCAUAAGCAAGAGCUCUUAUCUGAGCCUUACGCGGCCAUGUCCCGAAGAUCAGGUAGAAUGUUUAUAGUUUAUUGUCUUCAAGGCUAGUGAUGCUUCAGCUAUUUAGUAAAAGGCCAGGGAUAAUGGAGCUUUUCGAGGAUCAGGAGUUGGCCUUAAAGGUACACAGGAUCUUUAGAUACUACUACUUCCAUUUUUUGCCAUGUUUAUAGCACUAGAAAUACUAGAUAGAAAGUAAUUCAAUGGGACUUGGGGGUGCUCUUUUCUCUUGUUAUUUUGUAAUAAAGCUUGGUUUAUCCGUAAAAA